Molecule: messenger RNA, 393 nt
Organism: Cooperia oncophora
Lineage: Eukaryota; Metazoa; Nematoda; Chromadorea; Rhabditida; Trichostrongylidae
Source: the annotation of a GenBank genome assembly
CUGGUUUCCAGGAAUACGAUAGUCUUCAACUCUGCGGUAGAAUUCUGCGAGAAAUACGACAUUACGUACAUUCAUUCUGACAUUGCCUUUACGGAUGCAACUCGGGACCAAAUUGUCAAGGAGACGGGAAACCCUACAAAUGUGGACUACAUUGCUGCCGAUUUAUCAAGUAUGAAGGAGGUAGCCCAUUUCGCCGACAAAGUGAAAAGCCGAUUUCCGGACUUGAAUGUGUUGUUGUGCAAUGCUGGCGUGCUGAAUCCACGACGAGCGGAAACUGCGGACGGCCUCGAAAUGACUUUUCAGGUGGAGACCUAUGAAAUGAAAGCACAUAGGGUAGCACUGAACCAGUGUUUUUCUGAGAAAAAGAAGUUGUUUGAGUUGGACAAGCGCUGA